Molecule: messenger RNA, 2959 nt
Organism: Rhodofomes roseus
Lineage: Eukaryota; Fungi; Basidiomycota; Agaricomycetes; Polyporales; Fomitopsidaceae
Product: peptidase S8/S53 domain-containing protein
Exons: 5
Coding region: 191-2833 (880 amino acids)
Biological process (GO): protein processing
Cellular component (GO): Golgi membrane; trans-Golgi network
Molecular function (GO): serine-type endopeptidase activity
Source: RefSeq, a predicted model, not a curated record
CUGUGGCCAGGCCAAGUGGCUGUUGCGGGCGUGUUUUGCGUGCAUCACAUUGGCUGUGCCAAUCAGCUGAUGGACGGGCGCCUUCCCGUUAUGGGCUGGGAGGAGAGAACGCGCCGGUGGCAGCAGCGACCACGUCGCUCUCUCCGUCUGGCUUCUCAUCUUGCUUUCCCGCCCUCCCGACCAGGCGGAUAUGCGUCUCCCCUUUACUCUCAUCCUCGCGCUCCUUGCUUAUGACUCGGUCUUUGCGACGGCUGCAAAGCGCGACUACUCUACAUACGACUACUAUGUCCUGGAACAUAAUCCUCUCGCGGAUGCUUCGCUGGCCGACUGCGCGAGUGCGCUAGGUGUCGAGAUUAUGGAGCGGGCUGGGGAGCUUCAAAACCACUGGCUCGUACGGGCCGAGAAAGACAUCUCAGCACUGGACAAACGGCGAGCCGAUCCGGUCAUGCAGACACUCGAGGAAAUCCAGUCUCGAGCAUACUCAGCGUACUCCGCGAGGAGUCCGGACGCGUCUCAUGCAAAACGGAUAGCUUCUGCGGUGAGGUAUCUCUCUCCGCAGACCCUUCGGCAGCGUGUAAAGCGUGCACCGCCUCCUCCGGUGGAGGACAGUGGUUUCCCGAACAUCGCUGAAGUAUCUCAGAAGAUGGGUAUCGCAGACCCAGAGUUCUCCCGACAGUGGCAUAUCGUCAACGAGAAGCAUCCCAAGAACAUGAUGAACGUUUCGGGUCUAUGGGAGAUGGGUGUUACGGGCAUAGGCGUCAUUGCCGCCUUAGUAGACGACGGGUUGGAUUACACUAGCGAAGAUCUCGCACCGAACUUCUAUGCCUAUGGUUCACAUGACUUCAAUGACCACACCGACCUGCCCACUCCCGUGCUGUCCAACGAUCACCACGGUACUCGGUGCGCAGGACAAAUAGCCGCGGCGAAGAACGACGUCUGUGGUGUCGGUAUCGCGUACGACAGCAAAGUUGCCGGUCUGCGUAUCCUGUCGGGCCCCAUUGCCGACGUAGACGAGGCAGCCGCCUUGAACUAUGACUUCCAGAACACGUCUAUCUAUUCGUGCAGCUGGGGACCGCCGGACGAUGGCAGGUCCAUGGAAGGGCAAAACUAUCUCAUCAGGAAAGCCAUGGUGAACGGUAUUCAGCAUGGGCGUGAAGGCAAGGGGUCGAUCUUCGUAUUUGCCAGUGGCAAUGGUGGGCGGACGGAUGACCAAUGUAACUUUGACGGUUACACGAACAGUAUCUUCUCGGUUACUGUCGCCGCUGUGGACCACCAGGGUCUCCACCCCGACUAUUCCGAGGCUUGUGCUGCCAACAUGGUUGUAGCGUACUCGUCUGGCGGCGGAAAUGCAAUCACUACCACUGACAGAGGUGCGAAUAAAUGCGCUCACACCCACGGCGGUACAUCCGCUGCGGCGCCAAAUGUGGCUGGUGUCUUUGCGUUGUUGUUGCAAGUGAGGCCCGACUUGACAUGGCGUGAUGUCCAGCAUCUCUGCGUCAAGAGCGCGUUGAAGAUCAAUCCGGACGACCCUGACUGGGAGAAGACAGCAUCCGGCAACUCCUUCAGUUACAAGUAUGGCUACGGCGUCGUCGAUGCCUACAAGCUCGUCGAGGUUGCACGCGACUGGCAGCUUGUCAAGCCUCAGGCUUUCGUCGAGAUGCCUGCUAUCCAGGUCAACAACGGAUCGAUGGACGUCUUCCAAAAGGCGGAGGGUGGUAUCUCAAUCGCCCCUGGAGGUGUCACGAGCGCCAUGGCUGUCAGCCAAGCGCAGCUCGACAGUGAUAACCUCGGGAAGCUGGAGCACAUCACCGUCAAGGUCUGGAUCACGCACUCGCGCAGAGGCGACGUCGAAGUCGAGCUCAUCAGCCCGAACGGUGUACGCAGCAUCCUUGCUGCGAGGCGCUACGGUGACUCUGCAACCACCGGCUAUCCGGGGUGGACAUUCAUGACCGUCAAGCACUGGGAUGAGAACCCGGUCGGCACAUGGACCCUCCGCGUCUCUGAUCAGGCGAAGGAGGGUGAGUCGGGCGUGUUCCUCGGCUGGACCAUGAACCUCUGGGGCUCCGUUGAGGAUGCCACCAAGCCAGUCAAGAUCUACGACGUACCCCACGUCGACACGGUCCUUGCUCCUGGUUCAACGGAGCACACAUACCCGUCUACCAUUAUCUCUCUCCCUGCUGCGACCUCGACGCAGUACGCGAAGCCGACUGCCCACCUUCCCGGCGACCACGACACCUCCGAGGGUGAUGCCAGCAAGCCUGCCUUCCCAGGUAGCGGUGGUAAGCCAGCCGGUGACGCACAAACAUCGGCGACGAGCACACCAACGCCGGACGAAGGCUGGUUCGCGGACCUGUCUAACCUCAUGACCAACCCGCUCUGGUUCUUCAUCGCCGUCGGGGCUGUUCUAGCCUUCGGCAUCUCCGCUGGUAUCUACUUCUGGAGACGUCGUGUUCGCAUGAGGCAGCACUACACCACGCUGCCUGCCAGUGACGACGUUGCGAUGAGCUCUAUCGGUGGCGGAGGCGGUGGGGCCGGAGGCCAGCGGACGAAGGAGCUGUACGAUGCAUUUGGCGAGGUUUCCGACGAUGACGAAGGAGACGAGGAGACACGGUUACACGCUCGUGGUCCCUCUCCCGGCGUCAACCUACAUACUGGAUUCCUGGAUGACGAUCCGUCCACUGCAGGCAUGACACCGGCACCCUACAGGGACGAGCCAGAUCCCGCGACGGAGCGGAGCCAUGAGCAAGGACAUAGUCAUGAGCGGGCUGAAAGUCCGGCAAGUGGAAGUGGCAGUGGAGAUGGUAGCUGGGAGCAUGCCUCGGAGACACGGUAGUCUCAUUGUAUGACACUCUCGGACUCUUACAUGUGUUGUUGUUUAUCGUCGUAUUAAUGUGGAAAUGUGGUAUUUAUGUGCUACAGAUCAGUACAGACAGCAGAGCGACCCUUCAAAAACACAGCA